AUGGCACCAUCUCCUAGCAAGAUUGCCAUUUUCUUGUCUUUGGGGGCUUUCCUCCAGCAAGCAGGAGCCGCACCUCAGCAAGCCCAGCAGAAAUGUGAUGGUUGUGGACAACAAACCGUGACUAGCGCUGUCACUGUUUGCACCACUCCCCCUGGAGUUCCUGGAGGGACUUUGCCAAUCCCCGGCGAAACGCCAAGCCAGCCUGAAGCCCAGCCAAGCGUAACUCCAAGCUACCCUGGAACCAUUGUACCAAUCCCCUCGAAUACCUCACCAGGCGGAACCAGGCCAACGGGAACACCUACCGGUCCUGGAGGUGGAGGUGUCGGUCCUGGAGGGCCUGGUGGUCAGCAGCCAGGACAACCCGGUGGUCAACAGCCAGGACAACCCGGUGGCCAGCAACCAGGUCAGCCCGGUGGUCAACAGCCAGGUCAGCCCGGUGGUCAACAGCCAGGUCAGCCCGGUGGUCAACAGCCAGGUCAGCCCGGUGGUCAGCAGCCAGGUCAGCCCGGUGGUCAACAGCCAGGUCAGCCAGGUGGUCAACAGCCAGGUCAGCCCGGUGGUCAACAGCCAGGUCAGCCCGGUGGUCAACAGCCAGGUCAGCCAGGUGGCCAGCAGCCAGGACAACCCGGUGGCCAGCAACCAGGUCAGCCAGGUGGGCCAGGAGGAGCUGGAGGAGCUGGAGGACCCGGAGGCCCAGGAGGCCCCGGUGGCCCCGGUGGAAUCAUUCCUGGACAACCCGGUGGUCAGCAACCAGGAAAACCCGGAGGCCAGCAGCCAGGACAGCCCGGUGGUCAGUCUACUGGUCAGCCUACUGGUCAACCUACUGGUCAACCUACUGGAUAUCCACCUGGAGGUGGUCAACCAGGCGGUGGUCAGCCAGGCGGUGGUCAACCGGGUGGUGGUCAACCGGGUGGUGGUCCGGGAGGCCCUGGAGGUGCUGGUGGUCCAGGUGGUCCAGGUGGUCCAGGGGGGCCUGGCGGUUAUCCACCCGGCGGUGGUCAGCCAGGAGGAGGUCAGCCAGGAGGAGGUCAGCCAGGAGGUCAGCCAGGAGGAGGUCAGCCAGGAGGAGGCCAGCCAGGAGGAGGUCAGCCAGGAGGAGGCCAGCCAGGCGGUGGUCAACCGGGUGGCCCGCCUGGUGGUUAUCCACCCGGUGGUGGUCCGCCCGGUGGUGGUCCGGGAGGUGCUGGAGGUGCUGGAGGUCCAGGAGGCCCAGGAGGACCUGGCGGUUAUCCACCCGAUGGUGGUCAGCCAGGCGGCGGUCAGCCUGGAGGAGGCCAACCCGGAGGUGGACAUCCUGGUGGCCCUACUGGACCUGGUGGUCAGCCAGGCGGAGGAGGCGGCGGCGGCGGAGGAGGAGGAGGAGGAGGAGGAGGCGGCGGCGGCGGCGGAGGCCCAACCUGUCUAUGCCCAUGCCCUUGUGGUGGACCUGGUGUUCCCGGAGGCCAGGGUCCAGGGGGUCAAGGCUCUGGCGGAGACUCCAGCGGGCAUGGAUGGGGAAAACAAGAUUGGGAAGAUCAUGGACACGAUAAAUCUAAAUCAACUCAUACACCCACUCGGACAAGCCCAAGCACCACUGAAUCGCAUGAGGAGAAAGACACCGAAGCGGCAUCUCACAUAUCUGGGCACGGGGAUAAAAUGAAGAGACAGCCUAACGCCCCGGGCUCAGAUGCAAGCGCUGGAGCCGAGCCCUCAAACACUAAUGCUGGAGACCAGAGCCAAUCCGAUGACGAACAUCGAGCUGAUAUUCCCAGCUUUACGCUUCCCACCAUCUCAGCACCUGCUAGUACUGACCAUCAACCCGGAUCAGACUAUCGAUUGCGCCCAGAACCAACCAACCCACCUGCAAACUCCGCUCCCAACCGUGGCAAUUCCGACUAUGGCGACUCUGGCCGCAACGAUCCCGGCCGCAACGAUAAUCAUGGAGGCAACCGCGGGGAUAAUAUCUCUGGCAGUAAUAACUACGGGGACAACAAUCGCUGGGAUAACAACAACAACUGGAACAGCAACGAUUGGGAUAAAAACCACGGGGAUGGCGGUCAUUGGGAUAACGGCCGGUGGGAUCCUGGUUACGACAACCAGGGCUAUGGAGACCAUGACCACGACCAUGGAGACAGCAACUACGGACGUCCAGGAUAUUGGAACAAUGGCCAUUUCUACGACAACAAAGACGACGGCAAGGUAAACAAGACUGACGGUUAUGAUCCUAAAGAUAAAGACCACGGCUUCUGGGAUCCCGGCCAUGGGGAUCACGACGGCAAGGAUGAUGACAAGAAGGACGAUGACAAAAAAGAUGAUGACAAAAAGGAUGAUGACAAAAAGGGUGAUGACAAAAAGGAUCCUAGCUAUAAAGAUCAUGACAACAAGGAUGAUGAUAAGGACCAUGGUAAGGGUGGUUACAAGAGGGAUCUCGGCCGUGGAGAUCGUGAUGACGAGGAUGAUGAUAAUGAUCAUGGCAAGGGCAAGGAUGAUGGCAAAAAGGAUCCCAGCUAUGGAGAUCACGACGACAAGGAUGAUGGUAAGGAUCAUGGCAAGGGCAAGGAUGAUGGCAAAAAGGAUCCCAGCUAUAAAGAUCACGACGACAAGGAUGAUGGCCAUAAAGACCAGGAUAACAAAGACCCCGGCCACGGAGACUACAGAAAGGAUAAACAUGGAGAAGACAGCCACCACUUCGCAAUGAAGCGAUUCGCCCAAGACGCGGAAUCCACCACACUCUCACCCACCUCGAAAGUGCGUGCGGCUCCAUCGUCCUCGACACACUCGCCCUCCUCGCCCUCCUCGCCCUCGUCGUCGAGGCACCUAGUAGCAAGACAAACCCCAUCAUCCCACUCCAGCGCGACCCCUUCGAGCUCCUCGAGACUACCCCGGAAGUCGCCGUCCAGUUCCUCGAAGCUACCAGAGGCGACGAGCUCGUCACCAUCGGGGCCAGCUAACACCGGUAUCAGGCGAUUCCGAUACUGGUAA
Messenger RNA from Aspergillus puulaauensis, 2961 nucleotides. RefSeq lists its product as uncharacterized. Lineage: Eukaryota; Fungi; Ascomycota; Eurotiomycetes; Eurotiales; Aspergillaceae. The record is from RefSeq and is a predicted model, not a curated record. The transcript has a single exon. Bases 1 to 2961 code for a protein of 986 amino acids.